CGGACCUGUAGGUGUGGUAGGCUGUCUGCUUAACAGGGAUUAUAGGGUAAACAACCCUCUCUUCCUCUACCACUCUCCUCCUACCUCCUAAGCACUGAAGCCAAAGCUAGUGAGACGGAAUGGGAAGAUUCUACAGACACGGGAGGUUUUCUUGACGUGGCGGCAGAUCUAGAAGACCCCUGAGAUGGAUGAGGAAGUAAAUCCACUGGAGAGAGACCACUCAGUCUCUGUGGUUCUGCCAGGGGGGCUGGAGAAAAAUGCAACCGUGCAUGGAAGUAAACCUGUGAUGGACUUGCUGGUGACACUUUGUGCCAGUUACCACCUCAAUCCUUCUGACUACACCGUCGAGGUCCUGUCACCCAAUAAGAAUAACAUAAGCUUCAAACCAAACUCUCCCAUCGGUUCGCUAGAAGCAGAUAAGAUAGUGCUGAAGCCCAAAGGAGCGGAGGAAAAACCUAAACAGCCCUACAUGCCUGAGGCCACUGUACGUCUUCUAAUCAACUACAAUAAGUCCCACAAAGCUGUGGUGCGAGUAAAUCCCAGAAUCCCCCUGGAGUUCCUGCUGCCACAGGUCUGUGACAAGUGUGAGUUUAAUGUAGAAACGACCAUCUUGCUGACAUACUCACACUCCAAAGAGCCGCUGGAUAUGACCAAAACUUUAAAUGACUAUGGGCUGAGGGAGGUGUUCGCCAAAGACACAGCGAGGAAGGAGCCUCAGCAGCGACCGUCGGUAUCUGAAUCGGCUGACACUCCGACCAAAGUCAUCUCACCACCUCCAGUAGAAGAGCUGCCAAAGAAGGAGAAGACGACGACUAGAGGAUUCCUCAGUUUAUUCCGUAGACAAAAGAAAAAGUCUGAAAUGGAUGGGGCAGUAAGUGCUCCAACAUCUCCUGAUCUCAACAAACAAACAUCAGGUAGUCUUAACACACUGAGUGGACCGUCUUCCAAUACCCUGCCAGCGGAUAUGCCAAAGAAGAGGCGGGCGCCCCAGCCUCCUAUAGGGGCAUCACAGAGCAUCCCAAACAGCCUCGGCACCUGCCAUUUAAGAACACCACAGAGGUCUGCUGAUUCUACAUUGAGGAGUACGAAGAGGAGGGCUCCUCUUCCUCCUUGUGCAAACUCUCACCAGGAGCUGCAGGUUGACACUGAGGUUAAAGUGACGGCACAGCCUCUGAACGCUCUGAAGGAACUGUCAGAGUGUGAUGAGUCAGACUCUGUAAACCUAUCAUUAUCCUCAUCAUCAUCACCACAUCCAUCACAUCCACAGUCAUCUUCAUCUUUCUCACAUCCAUCAUUGGUUCAUCUCCAUCAAGUGGCUGAUUCAUACCUGCCCACAAUCCGAGGGAAAGAUUUAUCUGACGCCCGCUGUGCUCUUGCCAAAGUACUGACAUCCUCUCUCUCUGGGGGAACACUGGUCAAGCGUCUGAAGAACUCUGCCUCCUUCCCAAAAAUGCACCAUGGUUCCCCCUUUAGGUCAGUGACCGAGUGGUGUCCAGAAAAUGGGGUUGUGAGGACAGAGUGUGAUUCAGGUCUUAAAACUGGCCUCUUCACUGAGCAUGAGUGGGAGGAUCCUGUAGAGAGGAAAAGACUGACCACAUUCAAGGUUGUUCCUUUAAAGACAAACAUGUCCCACAUCUUAGAAAUCCCCCUGGAUGUCCCAGAACAGUACCGGAUAUCAGCAGGAGAUUCACCUGAGAUACACCAAUGCUCUCCUGAGACUGAGGAUGCAUGUUCUCCAGAUAAUUCAGUGACUGAAAUAUGUUUUCUCAAUCCAGAUCUACAUUCUCAGGAGUCUCAGGCCUCAGUGUCCACUCCACCACCACUAGAAUUGGACAGUCAGAGAUGUCCACCUCUUUCUAAAGUUGAGGAUGUUGUUGAAGCACCAAAGGAAGUGUCCAAGGUUGGGGACGUUGGAGAAACAUCAAAGGAAGAGUAUGAGGUCAGCAGUGUUCCUGAACCACCGGAGGAAGAGUAUGAAGUUGGAGACGUUGUUGAAACACCCAAGGAAAAAGAAGAACCUGUAGAAGACACAGACGUGGGACCUGAUUCACCAUCUGGCCAAAGUCAUGGGGAAGUUACCAGUGACUUAAAUCCAGAGGACCAUAAAAUCCCCAGGUCACACUCUGAGAGUACAGACAAAGAUAAAUGUAACGCAUCUGGUGAUGAGAAAGUUGAAGAGGAACUGGCCCUAAAAGAAGAAGAAGAAGAAGAAGAGAGCUUUCCUCCCCCUCCACCACCUGUUUUCUUUACUGAAGAUCAGAUCAGAUCUGAAAUCAUGGAGGAAGUGAGAGAAGUCAGUUCCACUUCCUCUCUCCCCUCCCCACAGAUGUCAAGUCCCUUCUCCAAUGGGAAAAUCAGUGCAUCUGGUGAGGACCACAAAAGUGAGCCGCCUUCAGAUCUGCCUGAUGAGACCUGUUCUAGACCUAAGCUUCUGGGCAUGAGCGCAGGCCCAUCUCGAUUUGCACAGGCAGUGGCGUUGGCUGUUCAGAAGUCCCGCCUCCUGGGCCACGGAAAAGUUUCGGGCCCACAGGUCUCUGGUGGUUCACAUAGUACUGUCCCAUCAGCGCCCAGGUCCACAUACCAGUAUGGUGCCUGACUGCAUUCCUCCUGCAUAUUUGAUGGAAGUCCAUGUUUAGGGUGGGGAUUCGGAGUCAACCAAAGACAUCAGACUGACCAUGUAACAUUGAAUAUUUUAACCAACCAAAGAUCAGCCAACUGAGACCAAUAACUGAACUUCAUCCUUUUUAUUUGACACAACAGAAGCCACUGAGUUUGUAUAAUUAUUUUUAUUUUAAUUUGUGUGUUUUGUGAUCCUCACAUUUUUGCGCAGGCACCUUAUUUUCUUACUUUAUACAUGAUUUAUGUGCAUGUGUUGAACAUGAACAUUUUCUGUUGUAUUUAUGGCCAAAUGUACAGGACAUGAGUUGUUGAACUGACCAUGUCCUGUUUUUUUCUUUUCUUCCUCUUAAACCUUUUCUGAAGAUGUGCCAAGGCGGAUAUAAAGCUGACGUGAGAGAUUUUUUUUUUUUUUUUUUUUUUUUUCAUUUAAUAGCAAAAAAAUCUUGUAGUUAUAAAAAGGCUUAUUCUGUAUUUAUACCUGUUUUUCUUGACACCCUUUUCUUUCAGUUCUCAUGCUUUCAAGCAUUGAUAAUGCAGUCAAACUAAUGUACUUUCAGACUGGUGUACUUUAUGGACACCAGGUGGUGCAAGAGCACUGUUUUGUAAAAUAGAUGUCUUAAUCAUAACCAUGUGUGAGGUCUGUUAUAUCGCCCGAAUCCUGGCGGGUACCAAAAGUGACUAAAUUUAGUAUAUUUUGAGAGUUAAAAUAUUUAAUACAUUUUCUUUGCACUCAGAAGUCAUGCGUGGAAAUCAUUCAAAGCUUUAUUCUAAUGUUCAAUUUCCCUUCAGUGUCUUUCCAACUUUGCUGAAGGCUGUCUGUCCAAGAAUCCAUAUAAUAUUCAAGGACAUUUCCAGAAUAAAAACUACAUGUAAUAUUAAAAGGGGACAUGAGAAUAUCUUUUCUUUCGAGUAAGAAAAUGUAAAAAAAAAAAAAAAAAAAUCCUUCUUGGAAGCAUCCCUUCCAUGCCAAGCAUUUCAACACCUUCCUGAGUAAACUCAGUCCACUUUGCUCACAUGCGCACACUGUUAUGUCUUUAACGGACCCAUACCUCAGGGCAAUACUGCAUAGCUAUACUUGGGUGCCAAAAGAAUUCGUACCACUAUAUGUAUUGAUCCAGCCCUGGCCUUGGAGGAACAGCAAGGAGCGAUGCGAGGUAGAGACCCAGCCAGAACUGCCUGUGGCUAAAGCUCCUUGUUUGCCAGGCCUGGACUGAGUGGGCUCGCUUCAAGACUUUAUUUCUCUCUCUCUCUAACAUUCCUUGCUCCACCUGAGAAACGAAGGGGAGAGAGAGUGGAGGACGGGUGCUGGUGGAUGAUGGGAGGUGACCGUUGACCCUGUCGUGUUUCCACGACGCUCCCCCCAGAGGGGGCGCCCAGCCCUCAAGGGCACAGCCGUGUCACACUGCCGUUGUCAUGGAGAAUGCCAUUACCGCCCCUAAGGGAGAGAGCCACGUCUAACGUUUAUAUAAAAAAAAAAAAAUAUCUGUGGAAAAAGAAACACACAUGCUGGAGAGAAGCUCUUUUCCAGCCCAAAGCAAUGAUAUCCAAAGUAAGUGACAACUCUGGCAUUAUCCUUUUUUUGCAGUGAAAGGUUGAAUUUCAGCCUGAGCAUAGAUGUUCAACUCCGUCUCAUGAUUAUGCAGACACUGAUGGCACAAAGGAAACCUGGAUUUCUAACACAACACAACAUGAAAUGCUACUCUGUCAUGUACAUUUAUGAUCCAGCGUGUGACAUAAGUUGCUAUCAGCACCAAUGAACCUUUAAACAAAACAGACAUCUACAUAAAAAAAAAAAAAAUCUGUUGAUUAUUCGACUUGUCCUCUCUGGAGACGAGUGGAGAGAGGCUUUAACAAAACAGGGGGUUGUAAAUCCAGGAGGACACUUCAGUCACAUGAGCACAUCUUGGUUCAAACAAAUUAAUGAGAAGACCGUGGUGUGAAUGCAAGAUCAGUCUGAGCACGAAACAGCUGAACAAACAUGUAUAGUUUCAUUUCAUAAAGCUCAUAUUCUAAGUGCAAA
Messenger RNA from Sphaeramia orbicularis (orbiculate cardinalfish), 4639 nucleotides. RefSeq lists its product as uncharacterized. Bases 185 to 2596 code for a protein of 803 amino acids. The record is from RefSeq and is a predicted model, not a curated record. Lineage: Eukaryota; Metazoa; Chordata; Actinopteri; Kurtiformes; Apogonidae. Gene Ontology annotation, molecular function: actin monomer binding. The transcript has 10 exons.